CACACACACACACACACACACACACACACACACCCCUCCAGCGGUGCUUUAUAAGAGCUCAUCUCAUGUUCAUCUCACUCCAGUCUCCCUGAGCUCUCCUGAAGGUCUCCAUCUGUCCCUGAAUCUACAGCAGAACAUGGCACCAGUCGGAUCCAAGAGGGGUAUUCUGGAGCGCCUGGGCGCGGGUGAGGUGGUGAUUGGAGACGGAGGGUUCGUGUUCGCGCUGGAGAAGAGAGGAUACGUGAAGGCCGGACCCUGGACGCCAGAGGCCGCUGCUGAGCACCCGGAGGCCGUGCGACAGCUGCACAGGGAGUUCCUGCGGGCCGGGUCAAAUGUCAUGCAGACCUUCACUUUCUACGCCAGUGAUGACAAACUGGAGAACAGAGGGAACAAGCUGACUUUCACUGGGCAGCAGAUCAACGAGGCGGCGUGUGACCUGGCCAGAGAAGUAGCCAAUGAGGGCGAUGCACUGGUGGCGGGCGGAGUCUCGCAGACGCCCUCGUACCUCAGCUGCAAGAGCGAAGACGAGGUCAAGAAGAUCUUCAAGAAACAGCUGGACGUUUUCAUCAAGAAGAACGUAGACUUUCUGAUCGCCGAGUACUUCGAGCACGUGGAGGAGGCUGAAUGGGCCGUCCAGUCUCUGAAGGCGACAGGAAAGCCUGUAGCAGCGACUCUGUGUAUUGGACCUGAGGGAGACAUGCACGGAGUGACACCUGGAGAGUGUGCCGUCAGACUGGUCCGAGCAGGUGCUGAUAUCGUCGGUGUGAACUGUCACUUCGACCCCAUGACCUGUGUGAAGACCGUGUCCAUGAUGAAGGCGGCCGUGGAGAAAGCCGGUCUGAAAGCGCAUUACAUGACGCAGCCGCUGGCGUAUCACACACCCGACUGCAGCUGCCAGGGCUUCAUCGACCUGCCCGAGUUCCCCUUCGCUCUGGAGCCGCGGAUCCUGACCCGCUGGGAGAUGCAGCAGUACGCCAGGGAGGCCUAUAAGGCCGGCAUCCGUUAUAUCGGCGGCUGCUGCGGCUACGAGCCGUAUCACAUCCGCGCCGUGGCCGAGGAGCUCUCCGUCGAGAGAGGAUUCCUGCCCGAGGCGUCUCAGAAACACGGCAUGUGGGGCAGCGGACUGGAAAUGCACACCAAACCCUGGGUCAGAGCCAGGGCCCGUCGUGAUUACUGGGAGAAGCUGAAGCCCGCGUCCGGACGCCCGCUGUGCCCGUCCAUGUCCACUCCCGACGGCUGGGGGGUCACCAAAGGUCACGCCGAGCUCAUGCAGCAGAGGGAGGCCACGACUAAAGAGCAGCUGCGCCCGCUGUUCGAGAAAGCCGACGCCAAAUACUGAGAGGGUCAGAGGUCGAGCUGCAGCUGCGUUUAGAAGCCGACAGAAGAUACGGCAGACGAUCUGUCCAGCUCUUCUCUUCCUCAGUGUAACAUUUACGAACCAAACGCGAUAUCAUGAAUAGGAUUGUUUACUUCAGCAGGACCAGACGUUCUGUAGAAACCAAAUAAACUGAAAUGUUUAAAAGUUUAAUUGUGCCUGUGGAGGUGUAAUCGACAUGCUUUAUUUGACUGAUGACUGCAUUCCAGAUGUUCAGAACACUCCAGUCUGACACAGUGUUUCCAUUUCUGAUGCUCAAUAAACAUUCAUCAUGAUCUCA
Molecule: messenger RNA, 1655 nt
Organism: Megalobrama amblycephala (Wuchang bream)
Lineage: Eukaryota; Metazoa; Chordata; Actinopteri; Cypriniformes; Xenocyprididae
Gene: bhmt
Product: betaine-homocysteine methyltransferase
Exons: 8
Coding region: 137-1339 (400 amino acids)
Molecular function (GO): zinc ion binding; betaine-homocysteine S-methyltransferase activity
Source: RefSeq, a predicted model, not a curated record